AGCUGUGAGGACUAUCGCCUCUCUGUUUGCCCACCCGCCAUGGGGCUGUCGGAAGCACCGGGCUGCCCAACCGUAGCGAGGGAUGGGGCGGGAGCCGGCGCGACUCCAGCCCCUGCGGGCUGUGCGGAAAGCCGCUCGAGCGCCGUCCGAGGGCUAGCCGGGGGCCGCCUCCCGGCGGCUGUGUGCAGAGGAGCCCCGGCCCAGGAGGUGCGCCGGUGCGGCGCGUUGGGGCCCGGGACGUGGCUGCUAGAGUGUCCAUAGCCAGGGCCUGGGUCCACCCAGGGAUGCAACUGGUGCGGGAAUGUGCGCUCCGGCCCUUCUGGCCGCAGGCCCUACUAUAGGGAGGGGUCAAGGAUCUAAGCCCCUCCCUCCAAGCACGGGUUCGACGGGGGCGAGGGGGAGGGGUGGCGGGAGUGGGAGCCCUUAAAGACCUCGAGUGACUCACAGAGGAGGGGCCACGGGGCUCAAAGAUCUCUGUGAGCCGGCAAUGCCAAGAGUCUCUGAGGAUCGUCCUUGCACCCACUCCACUCCAUCCUCCAACGGGGACAUCCAGGUUAGGGGCCCUUUCCAGGUGAGCUCCUGCCCCUCGGGUGGGAACCUCACCGUAGGUCAGAGCUUCUCACAGAUCAGAACUUUCCUGACAGGUGAAGCCUUUCCCGGCAGGGGAGAGCUUCCCUCCAGACAGCGGGACACACAGGCACUGCUGUCCACAACGCAGGCAAUGGAGCUGAGGAGGCGAGAUUACCAUGUGGAGCGGCCACUGCUGAACCAAGAACAGCUGGAGGAGCUGGGGAGCCGGAGCUCAGCAACUGGGACCCUCCAAUGGCGAACCUGGUUUCGGUGCUCCCAUGCUCGGGCCCGAGCCCUUCUGCUCCAGUACUUCCCAGUUUUGGCCUGGCUACCCCAGUAUCCUGUGCGUGACUGGCUUCUGGGUGACUUGUUGUCUGGCCUGAGUGUGGCCAUUAUGCAGCUACCACAGGGCCUGGCCUAUGCCCUCCUGGCUGGACUGCCCCCCGUGUUUGGCCUCUACAGCUCCUUCUAUCCUGUCUUUAUCUAUUUCCUGUUCGGCACUUCCCGGCACAUCUCCGUGGGCACCUUUGCUGUCAUGUCCGUGAUGGUGGGCAGUGUGACAGAAUCACUGGCUCCAGAUGAAGCCUUCCUGCAGGCCUCGAACUCCACUGUUGAUGUGGCGGCCAGAGAUGCUGCUCGGGUGCAGGUGGCCUCCACACUCAGUGUCCUUGUUGGCCUCUUCCAGGUGGGGCUGGGCCUGGUCCAUUUCGGCUUCGUGGUCACCUAUCUGUCAGAGCCUCUGGUCCGAGCCUAUACCACAGCCGCGUCUGUGCAGGUCUUCGUCUCGCAGCUCAAGUAUGUGUUUGGCCUCCAUCUGAGCAGCCGCUCUGGGCCACUGUCCCUCAUCUAUACAGUACUGGAGGUCUGCUGGAAGCUGCCCCAGACUGUGGUCGGCACCAUGGUCACCGCAGUUGUGGCAGGGGUGGUUCUCGUGCUGGUGAAGCUGUUCAAUGACAAGCUGCGGCGACAACUGCCCAUGCCGCUCCCCGGGGAGCUGCUCACGCUCAUCGGGGCCACAGGCAUCUCCUACGGCGUGGGACUGCAGCACAGAUUUGGGGUGGAUGUCGUGGGCAAAAUCCCUGCAGGGCUGGUGCCCCCAGUGGCCCCCAGCCCCCAGCUGUUCGCAAGGCUUGUGGGAAAUGCCUUCGCCAUCGCUGUGGUUGGUUUCGCCAUUGCCAUCUCGCUGGGGAAGAUCUUCGCCCUGAGGCAUGGCUACCGGGUGGACAGCAACCAGGAGCUGGUGGCACUUGGCCUCAGUAACCUCAUCGGGGGCAUCUUUCAGUGCUUCCCUGUGAGCUGCUCUAUGUCUCGGAGCCUGGUACAGGAGAGCACCGGGGGCAACACACAGGUGGCUGGAGCCAUCUCCUCCCUUUUCAUCCUCAUUAUCAUCGUCAAACUUGGAGAACUCUUCCAAGACCUGCCCAAGGCAGUCCUGGCUGCUGUCAUCAUUGUGAACCUGAAGGGCAUGUUGAUGCAGUUCACCGACAUAUGCUCCCUCUGGAAGGCAAAUCGAGUGGAUCUGCUUAUCUGGCUGGUGACCUUUGUGGCCACCAUCCUGCUGAACCUGGACCUUGGCCUGGCAGUUGCGGUAGUCUUCUCCCUGCUGCUCGUGGUGGUCCGCACACAGCUGCCCCACUACGCUGUCCUGGGGCAGGUGCCAGACACAGAUAUUUACAGAGAUGUGGCAGAGUACUCAGAAGCCAGGGAGGUCCCGGGCGUGAAGGUCUUCCGCUCCUCGGCCACCAUGUACUUUGCCAACGCUGAGCUCUACAGUGACACGCUGAAGCAGAGGUGCGGUGUGAACGUGGACCACCUCAUCUCCCAGAAGAAGAAACUGCUCAGGAAGCAGGAGCUAAAGCUGAAGCGACUUCAGAAAGAGAAUAAGCUCCCGAAACAGGCUGCCGCCUCCAAGGGCACUUCCAUUUCCAUCAAUGUCAACACCAGUGUCACAGACAUUGAGAGCAACGAUGUGGAGGGCUCCAAGGCCAAGCAGGUGAGCGCAGGGACUGAGCUAGAGGAUACAGCAGCCAGGGGUCAAGAAGAUGCCAAGGCCCCAGACAUGUCCUCACUGAAGACCCUGGGCCUGCCUCAGCCAGAUUUCCACAGCCUCAUCCUGGACCUGAGUUCCCUUUCCUUCGUGGACACUGUGUGUCUCAAGAGCUUGAAGAAUCUCCCGUGGUCACGCAGCUUGAGGCGGGGCACUUCUUCGAUGCAUCUAUCACCAAGCAGCAUCUCUUUGCCUCUGUCCACGAUGCUGUCAUCUUUGCACUCCAACACCAAAGGUCCAGCCCCGUCAACCCUGUUUUGGUUACCAAACUCUGACCGUGCUGCCACCCUGCCUGAGACUGCCCACCUCUGGAGGUUGCGACCGGUUACCCGUGAGGACCCCCUACCCCUGGGCUGCCUCCAGAUGUCACCCAGGAGUCCCCUCCGUACGCACGCACAUAACUCAGGGAUGGAGGUUCUGGGACUCCAAGUUCAGUGCUCUAGGCCUGGGAUAAGGCACUGGCCAAGUUGGAGGAGCAUGCAUGUUUUUAGUCUCAGGAAUAAAGAUUUGUUUGCCCAAUGCCAGGCUCUGCUGUGGCUUGGUGGGGCCUUGGCAGGGGCAAGGGUAUAGUCCAUAGCCCUGGCUCCUGACCCUUCUUGUGCCCCAAAGUGGGAAUUGGGGUUGGAAGCUGGGGGGAAAGUUCGGGGAGGGCAGGGUCAGGCAGGGGGAGUGUGGAGCAGGAGGGAGAGCUUCGGGGCUAGGCCCAGGGAGGGGGGCGUCCCAGGUCCAAGUUCCUCACCAGCCAGGCACAGCCCUCGGCACCUGUGUCCUCGGCUGUAAAAUGGUUGGAAUCAGAGCUGUUUCUCAGGAAUGACCUGUUCUCAGGGACCCCUGAUGAGGUGCAGGCAGGCCUGGCGCUACUGGGCAGCCCCUGGAGGGUGUGGUGUGAACACCUGAGCAACCAGCUGAGGAAGCACAGGGUAUUCACAGGUGUUGCCGGUCUGCACUGAGAAGUAAGAAUACGGGAAUUCCCUGGCAGUCUAGUGGUUAGGACUCAACGCUUUCACUGUCAAGGGUGAGGGUUCGAUCGAUCCCUGGUUGGGGAACUAAGAUCCCACAAGCAGCACGGUGCAGCCAGAAGAAAAAAGAAAAGAAAAGAAAGGAAAGAAUGUGCAUGAUUGAUUUACUUGGGAAAAAUGCUUAUUUGUAUAAUUAGAUCACCUGGGCUUUGCAGGUCACCGUCAGCCAAGAACCACGUGUUGAUUUCUACCAUAAAACACCAACAUCUGGGCAUGUGGCCCAGUGGGCAGCAAUGGGCCUUCAGGCCAGCUAAUACUGAGUGACUGGAGGCCAGGGUGGGGGGGUCGAACCUUUCUGGGCCUCCGUAUCCUCAUCAGGAGAGCAGAAAUGGUAAUGGUACCCACUUCAUGGGUUCCUCAAUGAAUAUUAAAUGAGUAAAUGCCACAAACAGCUUGCAACAGUGCUGGGCUCGUGUCACCUGCCAAAACAAGUGAGCCUGCCAUUCGCAGGUCCCGACCAGGUCCUGGGCUCUGUGCUGGACCAGUGGACAGAGGCUGUCCUGCCCUGCAAGUCACAGAGGCACCCCUUGCCUGGCUGUUUCUGUCCUGGCCUGUGUCACUGCCCUGCUCUGUGUUCGCAAAUCAUCUGUCCUUUCCCCACCCCCAAAACCUUGCCCAGGAAGUCAGGGCCCUUUGUCACACUGCCUCCAGACACCAGGAACAGCGCCGGGCACAAGGAAGUGCUUGGUAACUACUGGUUAAGUGAUCCUAUGUACUGGAGUGGAAGGUAAACCUCAAACGUGAACUUGCAGAUACAGGCAGACCUUGUUUUAUUGCACUUCACCGAUACUGUGUUUUUUACAAAUUGAAAGUUUAUGGCCACCCUGAGUCAAUCAAGUCUUGGUGCCAUUUUUCCAACAUCAUUUGCUCACUGCAUGUCACUGUCACAUUGUGGUAAUUCUCAAAGUAUUUCAAACUUCUUCAUUAUUAUUAUAUUUGUUAGGAUCUAUGAUCAGUGAUCUUUGAUGUUACUACUGUGACUCGCUGAAGGCUCAGAUGAUGGUUAGCAAUUUUUAGCAAUAAAGUGUUUUUUUAAAUUAA
This is a messenger RNA of Globicephala melas (long-finned pilot whale), 4677 nucleotides long. The record is from RefSeq and is a predicted model, not a curated record. Lineage: Eukaryota; Metazoa; Chordata; Mammalia; Artiodactyla; Delphinidae.